GCCACCAGCAUCACCGGCUGCCGACUUCCCCGAGGACUGACCCGGAGAGCCGAGAUGCUGCCGCGGGAGCGACCGCGCCACGCCGCCACGGCUGCGCUCUUCUACCUCAUGGGCUCGAGCGCGGUGCUGGCCUUCAACCUGGACACCUUGCAGGUCAUCCGCAGGUCCGGAGAGGCGGGGAGUCUGUUCGGGUUCUCUCUCGCCAUGCACCGGCAACUCAACCCGGAUAGACGACUGCUGCUGAUCGGUGCGCCAAGAGCGCCGGCGCUAGCCAGGCAGGCGUCGGGCGUCACUGGAGGACUUUAUAAAUGUGACAUCAGCCAGAUGAGCGACUGUGAACGCGUUGACUUCGAUAACAACGAGGACAAAAGCUUUGAAAACAAGGAGAACCAGUGGAUGGGGGUGACGGUGCAGAGCCAGGGUCCCGGCGGGAAAGUGGUGACGUGUGCUCACCGCUAUCAGAAGCGCCACUUCGCCAACACGCCUCAGGAGUCGCGCGACAUCACCGGCCGAUGCUACGUGCUGAGUCAGGACUUGACCAUUGACGCGCUGUCGGAUGAGGACGGCGGCAACUGGAACUUCUGCGAGGGCAGGGCCCGAGGACACGAGAUGUUCGGGUCGUGUCAGCAGGGUCUGGCCGCCACCUUCACAAAGGACUACCAUUAUUUGGUGUUUGGAGCUCCAGGCGCUUACAACUGGAAAGGAGUUGUCCGAGUGGAGCAGAAGAACAAUACACUCCUGGAGAUGGGCAUCUAUGAUGAUGGUCCGUACGAGGUUGGAGACCUGUUGAACCCUGAGCUGGUGCCGGUUCCUGCCAACAGCUACCUGGGCUUCUCUCUGGAUUCCGGACACAGUAUCACCCGGGGGCGGGGUCUGACCGUGGUGGCCGGGGCGCCGCGAGCCAAUCACAGAGGAGCCGUGCUGCUGCUGAGGAAGGAGAACUCGGACUCCACCAGACUGUUGGUGGAACACACGCUGCACGGACCGGGACUGGCCUCUUCAUUCGGAUACGACGUCACCGUGGUGGACUUGAACGGUGACGGGUGGCAGGACAUCGUCGUCGGAGCUCCUCAGUUCUACAUGAAGCAUAAGGAUGUUGAAGGGGCUGUUUACGUUUACAUCAACCAAGCGGGGCGAUGGAACCGGGUCUCUCCCGUUCGCCUGGACGGAACCAAAGGCUCGAUGUUCGGACUAGCGGUGGAGAACAUCGGAGACAUGAACCAAGACUCUUACGCAGACCUGGCGGUUGGAGCUCCCUCAGAUGAUGGCGGCGCAGGAAGAGUCUACAUUUAUCACGGCUCUGCCAAAGAAUUCAAGACGAUCCCAGCGCAGGUUAUUUCAGGGAAAGAUCACGACAUAAAGCUGUUUGGUUACUCCAUCGCUGGAAACUUGGACUUGGACGGUAACUCCUACCCAGACCUGGCUGUCGGCUCUUUGUCGGACACCGUUGUCAUCUACAGAGCGCGGCCAGUCAUUAGCAUCCGACGUGUUGUCAAAGUCUCGCCGAAGGAAAUUGACCUGACUGUCCACAACUGCGGCGACAGCAACUGUCUGGCAGUGGACGCCUGCUUCAGCUACACAGGAAACCCAGCCUCUUACAACCCAAGAAUAACCAUUAGCUACUCAGUGGAGGCAGACGGGGGGCGCAGGAAACUGGGGCUCCCCUCCAGGGUGAUGUUCUUGAACAAAUCUCUGAGUGACACCGACUUCCUGUUUAACGGCACCUUAGAGCUGCGCGGGCAGCGCCAGGAGACGUGCAUCAAAGUGAAAGCCAAGCUAAAGAGCAAUAUUAAGGACAUGCUGCGCAGCAUUCCGAUACACGUGUCCGCUGAGAUCGCUGGCAUUAAGCGCCACAAGACAAAGAAUGUACUUCCUUCUCUGAUGCCAAUUUUGGACCCGACUCAGCUGAGCAAAGAAAGCACUGAGGUGAACUUUGUGAAGGAGGGGUGUGGCAGCGACCAUGUUUGCCACAGCAACCUGAGGAUGAGCUACAAGCUGCUGUACAAGCUGAGCAAGCAGGACGUGUACUCUCCUCUGCCGCUCGAAAACAAUGUGCCAGUGUUCCAUCUGAACUACGAGAGGAAGGACCUGGCUCUGCAGCUGACGGUCAACAACAUGAACGCCGACGACGCUUACGAGGCCAAACUGGUGGGGUCAUUUCCUGAGACCCUGUCCUACUCCGGAGUCCGCUCGCAUCACUCGGCGGCGGAGAAGCUGGUCAUCUGUUCCGUCAACCAGAACGGUUCUCAGGCCGAGUGUGAGCUGGGGAACCCGUUCAAAGGAGACUCGGAGGUGACCUUCUUCAUCAUCCUGAGCACGGACGGGUUGAACGUGGACGCCACUGAGAUCGACCUCAGCUUGCAGCUGCAAACAACCAGCGUCCAGGCGCAGAUGGCGGAGGUGACGGUGAAAGCUAAAGUGGUUGUGGAGCUGCCGCUGUCAGUCAUCGGGGAAGUGAACCCGAACCGUGUGUCCUUCGGUGGCGUCGUGAAAGGGGAGAGCGCCAUGAAGACGGAAGAGGAGAUCGGCAGUCUGGUUAAUUACACGUUCACAAUUAACAACUUGUGGAAGACUCUGACGCCGUCGGUGAAAGCGUCGCUCCACAUCCACUGGCCCAAGUGGAACAAGGACGGGAAGUGGUUCCUGUACCUGCUGAAGAUCACCACCAACGGAGGCAAAGAACUCCCCUGCUCUCCUGACUGGGAGGUCAACCCGCUCAGACACAUCCAGCUCUCCUCGACUUCCAAAACAAAGCGAGAGGCGGCAGAAGUGAAACACGUCGGGAGACAGUCGGACAAAAACAAGCUUUUCAAAUGCGGGAAGGAGAUGAAGUGUGUGGUGCUGAAGUGCCCCCUGCAGGCGGUGGACGGAACUACAAUCGAGCUGAGAUCUCGUCUGUGGAACUCCACCUUCAUCGAGGACUACGCCUCUCUGUCCUUCUUGGACGUGAUGGUCAAAGCUUCUCUGGUGCUCCACACCUCUAAAAACAUGAUCCUCGCCACUCCGGACUCCAACGUGAGGCUGACGGUGUUCCCGGAGAGCACGGUGGCUCAGUACGGAGGGGUUCCCUGGUGGAUCAUCCUGGUGGCUGUGCUGGCUGGCAUCUUCAUUCUGGGGCUGCUGGUGUUCCUGCUGUGGAAGUGUGGAUUCUUCAAGCGCUCCAAGCAGGAGGACAAGGUCCCUCAGUACCACGCCGUGAGGAUCCGGAGGGAGACGCCUCCGUACGAAGAUGGGAGAAUGAAGUCGGACCCCAGCGAGAAGAAGCCCUGGAUGACUUGGGUCGACAGCGAGAGCUACUCCUGAUCUGGUGCCGCACUCCGGCCUUAACUUGCUGGGUGUUCUUUCCAAGUCUUUUUUUACACUGAACUGAACUGUUUUUUGUAAAUAGUUGUACACUGUAUAUUUAUUUUUUGAUAUACUUGAGUGUAACGGAGCCAAAGCUUUGUUUGACUUGAUGUCUGAGCUACUGACGGGAGAGGCGGAGCUUCUGAACAGGAGGAUCGCAGUCAUUCCCUGGAGCCGAUCCCAGCUACCUGGGGCGAGAGGCAGGGGUCACCCUGGACAGGCCGCAUCGACAAUCACUGGAGGAAACAAACACAAGACCACUCUGCAAAAGGACUCGAGUUCUCUCUAAACUCGAGAGUUCAACUAGCAACUUUUUUACUGUAGCCAGUGUGGCCCCCCCUGCUGGACACGAAUGGUUUUAGAUCAUCACUGACGAAACUGUGGAAUAACUGUUUGAUAUACGUUUGUAUAAUUGUGUACAUAAUCAGCUGUUUUGUCGCUUUUGA
Molecule: messenger RNA, 3791 nt
Organism: Synchiropus splendidus (mandarinfish)
Lineage: Eukaryota; Metazoa; Chordata; Actinopteri; Syngnathiformes; Callionymidae
Gene: itga6a
Product: integrin, alpha 6a
Exons: 25
Coding region: 55-3303 (1082 amino acids)
Biological process (GO): cell-matrix adhesion; leukocyte migration; cell-cell adhesion
Cellular component (GO): integrin complex; external side of plasma membrane
Molecular function (GO): integrin binding
Source: RefSeq, a predicted model, not a curated record